AUGACAUUACUCAUACACUUACUUUUAGGAAUUGGAGUUAAUUAGAUUUUGGCGAGAGAAACUGUAAAUCUAAAUCUUAUAAAGAAUGAGAAAAACGAGAUCAAGUUGGCAUUCGGUUCAUGCUAUGGAAUCUUUGAUAGAAAGAGUGACAUUUUUAAAACUAUUACUGAAAACGAUCCUGCACUAUGGAUAUGGCUAGGAGAUGCUGCAUAUACUGAUAAUGUCAGACUUGCAGGAGGUACAAAAUUUUUCUUAAACAUUUUAGUGCUUAAAGAUAACUCCAUGCCUACAAACUAUGCAUAACAUAGAUUUGAAAUGACUAUUGAAGAUAAGUAUUAUCAAAAACUAUUAUAAAAGACACCAGUUGUGGGAGUAUGGGAUGAUCAUGAUUAUGGUUGCAAUAAUGGGGAUAAGACAUUUAAAAAUAAAAGGCAAAUGAGAGAUAUAUUUUUAGACUUUAUUGGAGAACCUAAUAAUACAUAGAGAAGACUUGAGAUAGAUACAGGGAUCUAUUAGGACUAUGUCUACUUUGACAAUGAAGAGAACAUUAAAAUUCAUUUGAUUUUGGUAGAUAUCAGAUAUGACUUUGAUGAAAAGACUUAAGAUAGAUUUGGAGAAGAGUAAUUAGCAUGGCUUGAUAGAAUACUUGGAGAGAACAAAGAUAGUAACUUGACUCUCAUAGGAAUGGGCGUCUAAGCUUUAGUAGAUAGAUAUUUCUUUACAGAAGCUAUUAAUUGGAAAUCAAAGGAAAUGCUUUUUGAUUUGAUAAGAAAACAUUAAAAGAGUGGAGUGUUUGUUUUAUCUGGUGAUGUCCACUUUGCCUAGUUCUAUCAUACUAAUUGCAAAAGCUUAACUGGUUAUGAUGUUUAAGAAUUAACAUCUAGUGGAAUGACUCAUCAUGUGAAUAGCUUUUUUAAAAUUGGUCAUCAUGUACUAAACUAUGUCACCCCUCUUUUUUGGAACGUAUAUGUUAACUAUAAUUUUGGAUUGCUAAAGACUAGAAAAAUUGGAGAUGACUUAGAGUUUACUAUCUAAGUAAAAACCCUAGAUGAUUAAAUUGCUCUUGAAAAGGUAUUAAUGAUUAACAGAGAUAUGAAAUAUGAUGAGGAAAAUAAUAGAUAUCAAGGAAUGUGCAAAGCAAUUCACUCCAAAAGCAGAAUAGGAAUCUAGUUUCAUCACUAUUUGUAUAUGUUUAUUGUUAAGAGACAUUGGUUGAUGUACCUAUUAAUAAUGAGUAUAUUUGGUGUAAAGUCUUUGCUUUUAGCUGGAGUUAUUAGAUUAAUAAGAAAAACUUCAGGGUUAUGCAGAUAGAGCAAAGUCAAGGUUAAUUGA
This is a messenger RNA of Stylonychia lemnae, 1332 nucleotides long. The record is from the annotation of a GenBank genome assembly. Lineage: Eukaryota; Ciliophora; Spirotrichea; Sporadotrichida; Oxytrichidae.